UCGCUCACCGGGAAGAUUGCAAUUGUAACUGGUGGUGCCAGAGGUAUUGGAGCUGCCAUUGUCAUGUCACUGGCUUCCGAAGGCGCGAAGGUAGCGUUCAACUACGUUUCUGACAAUUCUGGGUUCAAGGCUCAAGAGCUUGUAAUAUACAUCAAGUCAAAAGGUGGCGAUGCUGUCUGCGUUCAGGCAGACAUGGCAGACCCCGUGGCGCCUCGAAAGAUCAUAGAGGCGACAUUGCAUGGAUUCAAGACCGACCGGAUCGAUCUACUAGUCAAGAAUGCCGGACUGGGACAGAACACGCCUCUCCAAGAUGUAACCAUCGAAGAGUAUGAGAAGCUGAUGAACGUGAAUGUUCGCGCUGUCAUAUUCAUGACGCAACACAUCCUGCCUUACCUCAAGGGCACCUCAAAUCGUAUCGUCAAUCUAUCGUCCAUCUCCGCGCGUGGAGGUUUCGCGACACAAACAGUUUACGCUGCGACAAAGGCUGCUGUCGAAAGUUUUACCCGUGUAUGGGCGAAAGAGCUGGGUCAUUCACACAAAGUCACCGUAAACGCCGUCAAUCCCGGACCGGUCGACACGGACAUGUAUCGGGCAGCUGGCGAGGUUCAUCUUGCGAUAAUGGAGGAGCAGAACAAGACCGUACCGGCCGCACCACGCUGUGGAACAGGAGAAGAUGUCGCUGACAUUGUCACAUUCUUGUGUGGUGAAAAAGCACGUUGGAUUACCGGUGAUGUCAUUUGUGCGAAUGGAGGAAUGCUUUUCACUUGA
This is a messenger RNA of Aureobasidium pullulans EXF-150, 768 nucleotides long. Its product is annotated as NAD(P)-binding protein. The record is from RefSeq and is a predicted model, not a curated record. The transcript is spliced from 3 exons. Gene Ontology annotation, molecular function: oxidoreductase activity. Lineage: Eukaryota; Fungi; Ascomycota; Dothideomycetes; Dothideales; Saccotheciaceae. The annotation marks the transcript as partial.